AUGAAAAAAGAACAAUGCAUGAAGAAUGCUGCAUAUAACCUUGGUGUCGCAGAUGCUAUAAAAUCACAGAGGAAUCAGAAAUGCCACUUUUCUAAUCCAUACAUCUUUGAGAACCGACCAGAAAGUGCUGCUAUUGUCACUGAAAAGAAAAAUGAGUAUACUAAGAACCUUCUUAAACAAAUAGAUGCCAAUAGUAAACUGGCCAAGAAAAAACAAGAAAGCCAGGAAGUCUUGGAGCAGCUAGAACGGCUUCAACUCAAACAAGAAACUGUGGUCUCACCUCCUCCUCUUCCAAUUAUCAGGAUUGAUGAACAAAAAGCUGAACUGAAGAAACAUCAAUUUGAGCAGAGAGAAAUGUAUAAGAAAGCACUGGAAUACCAGCUGAAACACAGGCCUUCCAGACUGCCCAUCUAUGAGCCCAUGGGCACCUUCACCAACUUUGGGCAGAAUGAGAAGACCCUGGAGGCCGAGAAGCGGCAGAGAAAUAUUGAAUAUAUGAAGCAGCAGGUGGAAGCCGCUGCAGGCCACAAAAGACAGCUUAUCCUCAGCCACAUAAAAAAUCUGCAGCAAGAAAAAGAAAUGCUCCAGAAAAACCAGGAAAAGUGGAUGGAGUCAGACUCUUGCCUUCCCUCCAGGCAUUUAGCAGAAAGAUGUGCAGAAGAGGAUCGAAGGAACACCAUCAAUCAACACCUGAGAAAAGAAUGGGAUAAAGAUGUUGUGCUGAAGCAUCAGCGAGAUGAAGAUGCCAAGGCCUUUGACAAGGCCCCAGACAAACUAUUUAUUUUGGAUCAGUGUAAUGACUACAAACACUGCAGACAGUGUCAGCGAGACCCAUCCAACAAGGGCAAGACCCACUUCUGGCCUUAUAACAAACACUUGCCAGGGUAUCGCAUGCUCCUGUGAUGCCAGAGUCCGAUCCUCGCCUCUCAGUUGUCUUGGGACUCCAGCAGGAUGCCAUCUGGGAGCUUGCGGAGGAGAUUGUGUCUGUCCUCCCACCUUUUGUGAAUCCAUGUGUGCCUGAUCACCCCCAGCCUCCCCCUAGUCCACCUGCACCCCAGAGCAUAAUGUGACAGCUGUGGGGAGGAGUUAUGUAGCCUCAACCUAGGGUGUAGUGCUGUCCU
This is a messenger RNA of Erinaceus europaeus (western European hedgehog), 1121 nucleotides long. Its product is annotated as coiled-coil domain-containing protein 81-like. The transcript has 7 exons. NCBI's taxonomy places the organism in Eukaryota, Metazoa, Chordata, Mammalia, Eulipotyphla, Erinaceidae. Gene Ontology annotation, cellular component: centrosome. Bases 1 to 903 code for a protein of 300 amino acids. The record is from RefSeq and is a predicted model, not a curated record.